AUGCCUGCACUGAGCAAGCCGUGGAACGCGUACGUAGGCUUUGAGCCUUGCGAAGGCGGAAAUUUGUCGGCACACGACGUCGAUGCCAUCGUAUGGCUCGAUAUAGGUGCGUGCACGCCUCCCCUUACCCCAGACAACACACUCUAUUCGCACAAGGAAACGCGGAUCAUGGACCUAAUGGAAGGCAAAAUUCGGCAGUAUUUUCACGCCUUGGGGCUUGACGGCGAUGCUGCCGAGAAGCUGCAUAAAUACUACUACCAUGAAUACGGACUUGCUAUUCGUGGGCUCAUGAAACAUCAUACCAUCGACCCGCUGGAUUACGAUCGGAAAUGCGACAUGGCCCUCCCGCUGGAAGACAUUUUGCGUCCCUGCGGCAAGCUCAUCGACAUGCUUCGUCGGAUAGAUAAGAACAAGUUUCGGAUCUACGCACUGACGAAUGCGUACAAAUUGCAUGCAAAGCGCGUGCUUCGUCUCCUGCAGCUCGAUACGCUCGUGGACGCGAUUGUAUUCUGCGAUUAUACAGUCCAUGAUUUCUCCUGCAAGCCGGAAAGCGAAUUUUAUCUCGCUGCUGAGCAGGCCGUGCAGGCAAAAGAUACUGCGCGCCAUUACUUUGUGGACGACAGUGCGAACAAUGUCAAGGCUGCACACCGCCUCGGCUGGCAGUCCUGUGUUUAUUUCGACGAAAAUGCGCAUAUACAACAUCCUAGCGCUGCGGAGAAUAAGCUCACCACGAUAUCCGACCUGCUCCAGCUUCCCCGCGUUUGGCCCGGCUUGCUUCCAACGGCCGAUUCGCACUCGUAUGAAGCGUUGCGGCCUGGGUAUUCCAGCUACAUGGCCACGGUAUGGAUCGUUGUCUUGUUUGCAUGCAUUCGUGGAUUCAUGUACCUAAGGGUCCACUUUACCUACCGCGAAGAUGACUGGAACAGGCUUGUCCAGGUCGAAUUGCCUAAAGAAGCGGUGGAUAGCGCUUAUGCCAUGAACAUAUCGUCCACGAUCACCCUCACACCCGCAGCAUUCCCCCCGCCCAUGGCCGACACGUCGGGCGUGGAUGCGAUGAAAAACGCAUACGCCCAAGGAGAUCCCCACGCGGGCGUCAUCCAGCCCAAGAUUAUGGCGCUGCUACAGUCCCCACCCGUGCUAGCAUCGCCGCCGUGGCCCGCAGAAGCGCCGUCGAUUGCCGAGGACAUGUGGUCAAUGCACCCUUGGUCUUUUGAGAAAAAUGGGUCCAAAACCUUGCCGGCCGAUGCACUGCACCCCGAGCGGCAAGCCGUCGUAGACGACUGGAGGCCGAGUCCGUACAACCGAUGGACGCCGCCUCUCGCGAAUCUCUCGCGCGCGGCAAAGACGGAGCGACCGCGUAUCCAAUUUGCUUUUGAAAACGAAGCGGCGCACUCUGGCCGCAUCCAUGAUCCUGUGCGCGACAGCCUUAUUGCGGAGCGGCAAAAUUUAGUCAAGAGUGCGUUUAUCCGCGCGUGGCAAGGGUAUAAGAAAAAUGCUUGGGGAGCAGACGAGUUGCGGCCCGUCUCGCAACAACCAAACAACAAUUUCAAUGGCUGGGGCGCGACGAUUGUCGACGCACUCGACACGCUGCUUGUCAUGGGAUUGCACGAAGAGUAUAAUCUAGCGCGCAAUCACGUCCACGACAUUGACUUUUACUUUGUAGGCGGCGAGCGCAGUGCGUACGGCUUCUCGGACGGACGGAUUCCCGUGUUUGAAACCGCGAUUCGGUACCUGGGUGGUUUUUUGUCUGCGUACGAUCUUACUGCCGACACGCUAAUGCGCGACCGCGCAGAAGAGCUCGCGCAGCUAAUCCUUCCUGCCUUUGACACGCUCUCUGGCCUGCCCGUGGGCCGCAUGGUGUUUGACGACAAGGCAGAAUACACGGCGGAAAGCCCCCGCGGCAAGUCGGAGAGUGUGGUUCUUGCCGAGGCAACGAGCAUGCUCCUGGAAUUUACUCGUCUUUGGCAGGUAACGGGAAACAGGACCUACUUUGACCGCGUCCAGCGCGUGACGGACUUUAUCGACCGCAACCUCACACAUCGGAGCGCGAUGGGCACCUUGCUCCCAACGCAUAUUUAUCCCGAACAGGGAUCCUUGUCUGGAAAGUACACGCUCGGGGGGCAGACUGAUUCCUACUACGAGUACCUUGUCAAGGAGCACCAGCUCACGGGCGGCCGUUUGGAACAGUAUGCGCGGAUGUAUAGCGAUGCGGUGGACUCUGCCUUUGACCAUCUGCUCAAAGAGGCCCUCGUCGUUCCAACCGCGCCGUCCUUGGCGCUUUCGGUCGAGUCGUACGGCCAGGCCGCGUACUACAAUGCAAAACUUGAGCAUCUCGGCUGCUUUGUAGGCGGCAUGCUCGCGCUUGGGUCGCGGCUGCUUCCCGAGCGCAGGCGUGAUUUGAACGUGGCACGUCGGCUGACAGAGACGUGCUGGUGGGCGUACAACAGCACACUGACUGGUAUUGGGCCCGAAGAUUUGGAGUUUUACGGCCCGAACGACAGCGAUCGGUACAAGGUGAUUGAAAUUGACGACGGCACGCGGCGACGGGGCCGGUUGAACGGGAACCCUUUGGUCGGUGUGCGUGGAAGCAACGGGCGCUACCAAAACCGCCCCGAGACGAUUGAAAGCGUGCUGUACAUGUACAGGAUCACGGGCGACCCUGCGUGGCAAGAGCGCGGCUGGCAAAUGUUUGCCUCCUGGAUGACACACGGACUGGUUUCUGCGGGCGUAGCUGCGCUGCACGAUGUCCACGCUGUGCCGUCGCCGCAAGCCGACAGCAUGGAAAGCUUUACGCUUGCAGAAACAUUCAAGUAUUACUAUCUGCUCUUCUCGCCGCCCAACUUGGUGUCGUUUGACGACUUUGUCUUUACCACCGAGGCGCACCCUCUCCUUGCCCCGAGCCAACAUCACUGGGGCGUGCCUGGCCGCGUCCCGUCCUCGUUUCCGCACUGGACGCCGCCGUCGGCGGAGCAGCCUGGCUCCGCGUACACGGGCGGCGAGCACCGUGCGCGCGGCGGGCUUACGAAUAGCCAGAAACAAGAGAUGGCCAGGCGCUUGCACAACGAGCUUCCUCUGGCACACCAACCGCAGGGCGUGGGCAACGAAGAGCACCUUUCGCCCGAGCAGUAUGCGCAGCUGAUAGACCGGCUAAAAGAAACACAGCACUAG
Malassezia vespertilionis is the source of this 3168-nucleotide messenger RNA. Its product is annotated as mannosyl-oligosaccharide 1,2-alpha-mannosidase. Gene Ontology annotation, cellular component: endoplasmic reticulum; Golgi membrane. Gene Ontology annotation, biological process: carbohydrate metabolic process; N-glycan processing. The transcript is spliced from 6 exons. Bases 1 to 3168 code for a protein of 1055 amino acids. NCBI's taxonomy places the organism in Eukaryota, Fungi, Basidiomycota, Malasseziomycetes, Malasseziales, Malasseziaceae. The record is from RefSeq and is a predicted model, not a curated record. Gene Ontology annotation, molecular function: mannosyl-oligosaccharide 1,2-alpha-mannosidase activity; calcium ion binding.